Molecule: messenger RNA, 1741 nt
Organism: Batrachochytrium dendrobatidis JAM81
Lineage: Eukaryota; Fungi; Chytridiomycota; Chytridiomycetes; Rhizophydiales
Exons: 4
Coding region: 1-1725 (574 amino acids)
Source: RefSeq, a predicted model, not a curated record
AUGCCGUUUGAUCGAGUUACUAAAUGGCUGGAACAUUUUCGACCGUCUAGAGAUACCAUUCAUAGCAAUGGCAACACAUCCGACAUCACUGACAAGCCAAUAGUAGCAAACUCAAAACUUCAUUGGUUUUAUCCAGCAUGGAAUCAAAAAGCAGUUUAUCCUGCAGACUCUUUAGAUAUUUUAUCUACUGGUAUUUCCACUCAGACUAGUAUCACUUUUUCUGACCAAAAACCAUAUACACACUCCAGCGUCUCUUCUCGCUUCUCAUAUGUGCUGGCGCAGAUUAAAACUUUAAAAAGUCCUGCUAAACAGAAUCACAAGCUUACAGAGCAUUACGGCUCCACCUCAAUAUCUCCUGUGCAUACUAGUAGCAAUAUGGACGCGUCGAAACUGCCAGUAUCAAGGAUCACAUCGCCAGCAUUUUGUCAACCCAAGCAUAGCAGCAUUGCUGGCGAAAGAGCACGGUUGAAAUUACAAUUAAAAAAUAGUACACCUAGUACUGUGCCGCAUAUUCCCAAAUCUCUUAGUAGAAAGUCUCUGCGUAUUACCAGUGCUUUGGCUGCUACAUCUGCAUCAUCAUCUGCCGAGUCUUGCCUUGUACAAAAAGAAACAUACGACAUACUUUGCAGUCCAGCACAAUCUAUUGAUGCGAUGUCAGGUAUGAAUCAGUCAUUGCUUAACCAUACUACCACAAAUACCGGCCCUGAUCUGAUUUUAAAAUCAAACACGAAUUCUUCAUAUACUUCAAGCGGAUCAGUAUUGCUGUAUGAAUCGGUGCGUAUGUCUAUAAAAGAAUCACAGAAUCAAUCACAUGUCAGUUUUUUGGAUCGCAAACUUGCCCAGCAUGCAGAGAGUAUGCCUGGUGUGACACCACAAAAAUCAUUAUCUGACUUGCAUAUUUUCGUUUCUGAUAUCAACGAUAAUGAUCACAAGUCUUUUAAAAAACCAGGGACGAUAUCAGAUAGAGUAACGAGACGCAAAUCAUCUGAUACUCAACAUACAUCUGGAUUCGUAGGCACAGUGUCGAAAUCUAACACUUGCAAAGUUUUGAGUACUUCCAAGUCACUGAAUAAUGCCAAUGCAGAAUUGCUUGAAGCAAAUGAAGGUAUUGAACGCUUACCAAGUAAAGCCAUUGUAUCACAUCAGACAUGUGGAACUCAUAUGGGACAAAUGACUGCUGGUUCGCAACUGUCCAAGCCAGGUUUCACUUUGACAGAGUUGCCGAUUACAGCAUCAACACCAGAAGGGAUAUCAUCAGCCAGAGUUACAUCUGUAUCAUUGACUACACCGUAUCAUGAGACUGAGCAAAUAUCACAUUCACACACAGAUCCGGAUCUGCGGAAACUUUCACAGAUUGGAGAGCAUGAUGUGAGCUUAAAGUGUUUUGAAAACAACAAGGGCAGCCUUAAUCUGCAGCCCAUUAGAAUCCAGACUCAUAACGGACAAGCUGAAAGUCGAAGCAACAGUACGACAAGUACUGGAAUAUCCAUACAUUCACCACUACCACCUUCGAUAUCUACUUCCAACGCCCGCUCACAUCAAUCGUCGUUUGAUUUUUCUGGAAGCAACAAAUUGCAGCGUGAAUCAGUUGACAAGAUUGAGGCAAGAAAGAGGCGGUUGGUGGCAUCGAGCAAGCGAAUGAUGACUGAGUUGGAGGAACUCAAGUAUGAUAAGUUGCUAGCAAGUAUACCCAGAGUGAGAAGCUACUAUGAGAUAAAUGAAUAAAGUUAUUUUUGUUAUC